CAAACUUUACCAAUUAACAUACCAUGAAUGCAAACACGUUAUUGUUGCCUUCACAAUAGUCAAUUCGUAAGAGAAAACAUCAAAGGUUGGUUUUGAUCAAGCGCAGUAAAUAAUUUGCGAGGAAACGAAUAUUCGAUUGARUUGUGUCGUGUUACGGAAGGACAGUCGUUUGUCUGACCUCUACGUUAAACAGUUUCAGAUUUCUUCUUCAGACGACAGGAAAGCCCUGCCAUGAUUUACGGGAUUCGACGUUCAUUGCCAUACUUUGCUUCAAGCUAGUCAGUUAUCAACCUAAAGUAUUGUUUUGUAUAUUUUACCAAUGGGAUGAGCUUGACAAGUUCUAUCUAUGCAUUGACUCAAAUCAGAGAUGUCUAAAUUGUCCUUUAUGCGUUCCAAAGUGGUAGAUAGCUCUAAACUUCACAGGAAUAAAGAUUGGUCGAGUGAAACAGACCUGCAUCGUCUUCCACCAUUAUCACCACCUGUSCCUAUWAGCCCUCGACUGUCGCGUAAAGGAAUUCAUGGGAAACAAAGCCCAAGACCUCCAACACCGAGCCCAAACAGAAAUACAMACUUUCCUACUAACGAUAAAACACGGUUAGCACCGCUGUCUCCAUCAAGCUCAAAUCAAAGACUUUCUUUAAAUCUUGACCUCAUUACUUUAAAAGAAGAAAUUGUUGCUUCUGAAGGCAGAACUGGCAGCCCCCAAAGCCCUCGAGAAAGAAUCCCUACAUGUAUAACGGACAGUCCGAGAAUGCGUGUUCGUAGUUUACCCUCAAGUCCGCGGGGUACACGGUGCUUCCAUGCAAGUGCAAAGCGCUUAAAUAGCGACCCAGAAAACUGUUUAAACCACUCGAAAGAGGAUAGAAUCAUGGAGUGGAUUCGAGAUAUACAGAAAUUUGAUGACACUGUAGAAAAUGAUGACGUUUUAGAAUAUUCUUCGACAAGUGAUUGUAGUGAUCAAGGCAGUAUUCCCGGCGGCAUUCUUCCCGCCAUACAAGAGAAUACAGUGCUGAAUUCACACUCAAGCUAGCUAACGUUAAAAAAAACUGGUUGGUUAAGAUUGUUCAGUUUUAAUUCUUGAUUUAGAAUUAAUUGUAACUAGACUUUAGUCCUGGGAUUUUACGCUUGACAAGGUCAAACUUUAAAGUGUAACUUUUGACAACUUUUUAAUGAAAAAGAAGCUUAAUGCCUGCCYGACAAUGUCCACUUGUGAGUGAAAUAUCUUCACUCYUUAAGGGAUUGAACAAUUCUAUUAAAAGAGUGCGUUUGGCUUAUAAAAGCUAAAACUAUAAAUGAUGUUUUCUGAAAUAUACUGACAUCUUUUUGUCAACAAUAUAUUUUCUAAUGUUUACUUGUGAAAUUAUUUGUUAGCGAUUAUACAGAACGUUAGUUGGAUAUUAGCAAUCGAUAUUAGCCAUGUAAUUUAGGUCAUUUGUUCUGUAAUGAUAGUACAAUGACAGACCUUUAAUUUGUAACAAAAAAUGCAACAAUAAUUGUAAAGUCUCAUUUAUGAAUUUCUGACUUUGAAACAUCACAGAAUCGCAGAAUAUCAUAGUGACGKCUAGUGGUC
Molecule: messenger RNA, 1570 nt
Organism: Exaiptasia diaphana
Lineage: Eukaryota; Metazoa; Cnidaria; Anthozoa; Actiniaria; Aiptasiidae
Exons: 1
Coding region: 368-1030 (220 amino acids)
Source: RefSeq, a predicted model, not a curated record